Messenger RNA from Pangasianodon hypophthalmus (striped catfish), 3656 nucleotides. RefSeq names its product EMAP like 3 (gene eml3). The transcript has 22 exons. The record is from RefSeq and is a predicted model, not a curated record. Gene Ontology annotation, biological process: microtubule cytoskeleton organization. The coding region runs from base 726 to 3200 and encodes 824 amino acids. Gene Ontology annotation, cellular component: mitotic spindle. Lineage: Eukaryota; Metazoa; Chordata; Actinopteri; Siluriformes; Pangasiidae. Gene Ontology annotation, molecular function: microtubule binding.
UGUAUUUUGUCUUCUAGAGCUGGACAACCACCAUGUAGUUAUGAACCAUCAUUAUUCUUUAAAAUGUGGAAUAAACUUUAAAGUCAAAACCACUAACUUUAAAUGUACAAUAUAUUCAUUACAAGAGAGACUGAAUCACUUUGCAUGAUUCGGCUGAGCAGCAGACGGGAUAUGACAAAGCUUCUUUCUGUAAUGCCUCCCGGGAGAUACAAGUUCCUCAAGUUGUGAGAAAUGCAGUCUUCCCACCCACACUUUUAGCACAACAAAGAAAGAACAGAACAUUCUUAGGCACUCUGGGACUUUGGGACAGCUGAGCAAUUUUUCUUUUUCAGAAUUGCUUGGUUUGUAAGAACGUGAGGACUUCAUCAUGGUCCUUUUAUUUGGUGUAGCAGUCCCUGAACAAUACUCAGUCUUGCACUUAAGGAAAAUAGUUAUAUAGUUAUACAGUUAGCUGUAUAGUUAGACGUUUGUGUUUACACAAAAAUUAUAGUUCACUUUGGUGUACCUGAAUUCUACUUCUCAGCAGGUGGAGCCAUGUCUCAAACUCAGCAGAAAAUGGGGAGGGCAGUAGAGCUCACUCCAUCCCCAGCCUGAAAACAGGCACUAGUGAAAAGGCAACACAAACUGAACCCUGGAACCCUGAGCCUGAGAGGACGCCUUUGGCACUCACCAGGGCCUCCAAGAGUCUUUCUCUGGAGGACGCACUUCCCGAAGGGGUCUCGCUCAUGGACGAGGCUCUGCACAAAGCUCAGCAGGAGAGUCAGGAGGAAGAAGACAGCGAAGAAAAGGACAAAAGCUGGCACUCUAAAGUAGAGGAGACCAUCCAGCGCACAAUGAUCAAAAGCCUCCAACAACAACACAGCAAAAGCAGCGAAGAAAGCCAAGGCUCAGCCCCUCAGACUCCAACUUCCAGUUCUCCAGCGCCGCCUAAAGAGCUUACACACAGUGGACCCCUUUCUCCCAUUCUGGAGGGCGAGAAGAAACUGCUGGAACGGAGGAAUAGUGAGAAAGUGGGUAAGGACACGCCAGACAAAACCAAACAGCGAAUGCCUAAAAAAGCAGCAUCAUCAGCCAACCUGCUGACCAGAUCUCCGAGUCUAGAGGGCCGAGCUAAAGACCUCCUCUCCAACACAGGAUCCCAGGGGUCGAGGAGAGGAACACAGGGCCAGUCAAUCAAAAUGUUCAUCCGUGGGCGGCCGAUCACUAUGUACAUUCCUUCAAACAUCCAGAACUAUGAAGAACUUAAGAUGGACCUUCCUUCUGAGAAGCUGGAAUUGGAUUGGGUCUAUGGAUAUCGAGGACGCGACUGUAGGGGGAACUUGUACAUGCUUCCAUCAGGGGAAGCAGUGUAUUUUAUAGCCUGUGUAGUAGUUCUUUACCACGUCACCAGACGAACGCAGCGCUAUUACCGUAAACACACAGACUGUGUGCGAUGUCUAGCAGUCCAUCCAAACAAAGUGCUCAUAGCAUCCGGACAGACAGCAGGUGUGGAUAAAGAUGGCAAGCCUUUACAGCCGUUUGUACACAUCUGGGACUCCACUACACUGAUGACCCUGCAGCAGAUCGGUCUGGGCACGUUUGAGCGAGGUGUCGGAUCUGUGGCCUUCUCAAGUGCAGAUGCUGGGACAUUUCUGUGUGUGAUUGAUGAUUCCAAUGAGCACAUGCUGUCUGUCUGGGACUGGAACAAAAACACCAAAAUUGUUGAAGUAAAGAGCACUAAUGAGGCUGUGUUUGCGGUGGAGUUCAACCCUUCAGACACCAAUAACAUCAUCACUUGUGGGAAGUCUCAUGUUUACUUCUGGACCCUGAGUGCUGGCACACUGACCAAGAAGCAGGGCAUCUUUGGCAAAUAUAAGAAGCCCAAGUUCAUCAUGUGUUUUGUGUUCAGUUUAACGGGGGAUGUAUUAACAGGUGAUUCCGAAGGGAAUAUCCUUACAUGGGGCAAAUCAGCAGCUGACAUCAAGACACUGGGCAAAGGUGCAAAAGAGACAUUUCAGAUUAUGAAGCAGACACGAGCGCAUGAGGGCAGCGUCUUUACCCUGUGUGUCCUGCAGGGCGGCGCUCUGCUAAGCGGCGGUGGGAAAGACCGCAGGAUCAUCCGCUGGAGUGCAGAUCUAGCACCUGAGAGGGAGUGUGAGAUUCCAGAGAAGUUUGGAGCGGUCCGUACCAUUGCAGACGUGGAUGGAGAGGAGUUGCUUGUUGGAACGACCCGAAACGCAAUUCUCCGAGGCACAUUUUCAGAUGGGUUUGUGGCCAUAGUGCAGGGUCACGUAGAUGAGAUGUGGGGUCUGGCCACACACCCCUCUCAAAACAUCUUUCUCACUUGCGGCAAUGACAAACAAGUGUGUGUGUGGAACGCUGAAGAGCACAGCCUGGACUGGUGCACCACUCUAGAGGAGUCAGGUCUGUGUGCUGAUUUCUGUCCCAGCGGAUCUGUUGUUUCUGUUGGACUGAGCACUGGAAGGUGGCUGGUGCUGGACCUGCAGACCCGAGAAGUGGUGUCUGAUUUGACUGAUGGAAACGAGCAGCUCUCUGUCAUGAGAUACUCACCAGAUGGCAGCUUUUUGGCUGUUGGUUCCCAUGACAACUUCAUUUAUAUUUACAGCGUGACAGAGGGGGGUCGGCGCUACACACGCUUUGGAAAGUGCACGGGUCAUUCCAGUUUUAUCACACAUCUUGACUGGUCCAAAGAUGGGAAGUAUAUCAUGUCUAAUUCGGGGGACUAUGAAAUCCUUUACUGGGACGUGGCUGGAGGCUGUAAACUGCUGCGAAAUCGCUUUGAGAGUAAGGAUCGUGAGUGGGCUUCCUACACAUGCGUUUUGGGCUUCCAUGUCAUGGGUGUGUGGCUGGAGGGUUCAGAUGGAACAGACAUCAACGCUCUGUGUCGCUCUAACAGUGAAACGCUGGUAGCAGUGGCUGAUGAUUUCUGCAAAGUUCAUUUGUUCCAGUAUCCAUGCCCUAAACCGAAGGCACCCAGCCAUAGGUAUGACGGUCAUGGCAGUCAUGUGACAAACGUACGCUUCACUCACAGUGACAGUCACCUCCUCUCACUGGGUGGGAAGGACACAUGUAUCCUCCAAUGGCGAGUCAGGAGGGGCGGGGCUGGGGACAACAAGGACCAUCCAACCUCUUCAGUUCCUCCCUCCUCUUCCGCUGGCUCUCUAGAACCAGGGAGCCAAAUUGAGAAGGGGAUAGAAUGAACAGAAAGAAAGAAAACAGACACCGAAAAGAGAAUAUCAGGUUGCACAAACUAAGUAUAAUUCAGUUUGACCGUGCUGAAAAUCUCAUCAAGUUCUUGAUCAUGUGUCAUGACCAACAAGGAGUGAAAUGUUGGAGUUGCAUGGAGUUUUCACCAUGUUUACAUGUUAUACUAUGCAAAUUCUCUAGAGAGGUGGAUCAAGACUUUCUAUGUGUAUUGUGAUAUUACAAUGUCAGCAAAAGUUUUUGUUUGAUUAAUGUGGCUUUACGUGGCAUCAUCCCAAAAAAAAUCAUUCAAAAACAAGUGUCCCAUUUAUCAUACUCAUCAUAGUACAUGUUUACAUUACUGAGCUCUUUCUCCUGUUAAUUUCCUUUGCAGCUAUGUGAAACGUGACUAUGACUUACUAAAUGUGUUUUUUGUCUUUACACUAUUAAACAUAAAUCUUUCGUCUGUGUAA